This is a messenger RNA of Dichomitus squalens LYAD-421 SS1, 513 nucleotides long. RefSeq lists its product as uncharacterized. The annotation marks the transcript as partial. The record is from RefSeq and is a predicted model, not a curated record. The transcript has a single exon. NCBI's taxonomy places the organism in Eukaryota, Fungi, Basidiomycota, Agaricomycetes, Polyporales, Polyporaceae.
UUGGAAGAAUUGAAGAAUUCGAUUGCUUUCAUCAAAGCUCUCAAAGGCGCGACAUUGGAAGACUCAGGCCUAGAUCCCAAGGUGAUACAACGUAUGCAUAACCCACAGCAAGAUGGCGACCUUCCUGAUCUCAUGGCGCCCGAGAAUCGCGAGCUCCUCCUGGCUCUGGAUCAAUUCAUCGCGAAUGGCCAUUCGGAGGAGGCGUAUCGGGCCAACAGGCAGGCUGUGAUGCGGUACGAAAAGGGGCUCAUUCUGCCUACUUACGAGGCGAUGCAGAAAACUGUGGAAGAACUAAGUGGAGUUGUCCCGAUUAUCACUGACAUGUGCCCGGAAACUUGUGUCGCAUACACAGGCCCUUUCGCCGGGCUGGAUCGCUGUCCGUACGACACCUGUGGCGCCGCGCGAUACGAAAUGCGCGGCAACAAACGCGUCGCGCGGCGUACUUUUCAGACGCACCCUUUAGGGCCUCAAGUUCAGGCUCUCUACCGAUCGCGUCAUUGUGCAAAACGCAUG